Messenger RNA from Aspergillus heteromorphus CBS 117.55, 2010 nucleotides. Its product is annotated as aldehyde dehydrogenase family protein. The record is from RefSeq and is a predicted model, not a curated record. Bases 184 to 1695 code for a protein of 503 amino acids. NCBI's taxonomy places the organism in Eukaryota, Fungi, Ascomycota, Eurotiomycetes, Eurotiales, Aspergillaceae. Gene Ontology annotation, molecular function: oxidoreductase activity, acting on the aldehyde or oxo group of donors, NAD or NADP as acceptor. The transcript is spliced from 3 exons.
CACCUCCAUGCUCUCUCCCCUCCGCACCUCCCUGCGCCUUCCCCCCCCUGUCCUCCGGUGUAGUCGUCUUCGCCUCUCCCCUCUUUUCUCCCUUUCUUCUUCUCCUUCUUUCUCCCUCCCUCUUCCUCUUUCACCCUCUCCCCUCUAUACCCCCACCGUCUCUUCCACACCUCCCCCACCACAAUGUCCUCCAACGUGUCCGUGCAGCUGACGGCCCCCAACGGCCGCCAGUACACCCAGCCCAUUGGUCUGUUCAUCAACAACGAGUUUGUCCCCUCGAAAUCCGGCGAGAAGUUCGCCACCAUCAACCCUUCGGACGAGUCGGAGAUCACCUCCGUCUAUGCCGCCGGCGAGGAGGAUGUCGACAUUGCCGUCAAGGCCGCUCGCAAGGCCCUGAACGACCCCUCAUGGAAGCUGCUCCCCCCCACGGAGCGGGGCCAGCUGAUGCUGAAGCUGGCCGAUCUGGUCGAGCAGCACAAGGAAACCCUGGCCACCGUGGAGACCUGGGACAAUGGCAAGCCGUACUCGGUCUCGUUGAGCGAUGACCUGGGCGAGGUGGUCAACUGCCUCCGGUACUAUGCCGGAUGGGCCGACAAGGUCCACGGCCAGACCAUCAGCACCACACCGGCCAAGUUCGCCUACACCCUCCGCCAGCCCAUUGGCGUGGUGGGCCAGAUCAUCCCGUGGAACUUCCCGCUGGACAUGGCGGCCUGGAAGCUGGGCCCGGCCCUGGCGUGCGGCAACACCAUUGUCAUGAAGCCCGCAGAGCAGACCCCGCUCAGCAUCCUCGUCCUGGCCUCCCUCAUCAAGGAGGCGGGCUUCCCGCCCGGUGUGAUCAACAUUCUGAACGGCCACGGACGGGUCGCCGGACGGGCGCUGGUGACCCACCCGGGCGUGGACAAGGUGGCGUUCACCGGAUCCACCAUGACGGGCCGGGAGAUCAUGAAGAUGGCGGCGGGCACGCUGAAGAACAUCACGCUGGAGACCGGCGGCAAGUCCCCUCUGGUGGUCUUCCAGGAUGCCGAUCUUGAGCAGGCGGCCAAGUGGGCGCACGUGGGCAUCAUGUACAACCAAGGACAGGUGUGCACCGCCACGUCGCGGAUCCUGGUCCACGAGUCCGUCUAUGACCGGUUUGUGGCUCUCUUCAAGGAGGUGGUGGCUUCCACCAGCAAGGUGGGCGACCCAUUCGCGGACGACACCUUCCAGGGACCCCAGGUCACCAAGGCGCAGUACGAGCGCGUCCUCUCCUAUAUCGAGGCCGGCAAGUCCGAGGGCGCGACGCUGGCGGCGGGUGGCGAGCCGUUCAAGAAUGUGGGCGACGGCAAGGGAUUCUUCAUCGCGCCCACGAUCUUCACGAACGUCAAGGACAACAUGCGCAUCUACCGGGAGGAGGUGUUCGGCCCCUUCGUGGUGAUUGCCAGCUUCUCGACGGAAGAGGAGGCCGUGACGCGGGCCAACGACACGACGUACGGGCUGGGCGCGGCGCUGUUCACGCGCGACAUCGAGCGCGCGCACCGGGUCGCGUCCAACAUCGAGGCGGGCAUGGUCUGGAUCAACAGCAGCAACGACAGCGAUUUCCGGGUGCCCUUCGGCGGCGUGAAGCAGAGUGGGAUUGGGCGCGAACUGGGCGAGGCCGGCUUGGAGGCGUACUCGCAGGUCAAGGCGAUCCAUGUCAACAUGGGGACCAAGCUGUAGGCGACAGAGUUUGCGGUGCGAGCGAAUGGAUUGCAACCGUGGGCCGUGAGACGUGUCGUGGUAGGACGAAGACCUCUGAUGAACUGCCGGCGGGAGAUGGCAAUGUGGCCCCGCGACAUUGGCUGCAUGUUGUGUACCCGGAUGACAGGCAUCAAGUUGGUGCGUUGUAGCGAUUGAGUCGGGUUCUGCACCUGAUCCGAUGAUUUGAUUGUAUAUAAUAAGGCAGCGGUGGUAGCAGAUCGGCCAGGCUGGAGUACUUAUACCCGAUUUUCACAAAAUGGCUCACCUAAGUUACUCUACCUACCUGGGUAGUAU